This is a messenger RNA of Paramuricea clavata, 7535 nucleotides long. The record is from the annotation of a GenBank genome assembly. Lineage: Eukaryota; Metazoa; Cnidaria; Anthozoa; Malacalcyonacea; Plexauridae.
CCCCACUCGUGGUGUGCAAGUUGAUCAUGAAUUUGCAUAACAAAACAGCAUUGAUACGCUCGUAUUAUAUUUGAUCUGACUAACCACACCGUCACAUCACAAUCUUUGCAGCUCUCGUCGAGGCGCGACCAACUAACUCAAAGGUAAAGUGAACUUGAACAUAAUUCUAGACGAAAAUAUCUUGACUCUGUUAUAGUUGCCAAGUUGGGGCUGUUCUUAAUUUUGUUAUUUACCUUGAUGUUUAGAUUUCUUAAGUGUUUUAUAAGCCUACGUACGCAGUUGAAUACGAUUUCAAAACUUGGUUUGGAAAGUGAAUCCAACACUAGCUACGCCAUUAGGUUGUCAGAGAUGAUGCCGUCAGCAAUUCCGAACGAGAAUACAGCGGUGGCAAAAUUUGGUGCGCAACAGCAAUUUGACAAGAACGGGCAAGAAUCUCAUGAUGACAAAUCUCACCAAGGUAUCUCAGGCUAUUUUACAUCGCUCGAAUAGACCUGAAAAACAUCAGAUAUAUCAUACCGUCCGGUUUUCUUACAAGUUAUGAACUUAUAAUGCGCUGAGGGACAAGUAUAUUAAAUAACUUUCGAUAUUUAUAUAUAAGUAGAAUUUUCACCCAAUUACCUAGCAACUGACGGAAUGGUUCAUGGUUUAGUAAAGCAAAUAAUGUGUCUUGAUUUAUGCGUAUAUCGCGAGUAAGUUAACGCAAACGAUGUAAUAAAGAAGUUGUCACGUAUUUGGAAAACAUAUUUCAUAUAUUGAACAUCGAGAAAUACUGUAGACGUAUUGUUUUGGCGUGCACGUAUACUGCAAUGUGAUUACGACAUUGCUACGCAAAUUCCACAACCUACACAACCUCAGUGAAGCAAAACCAAAUUUGCUUUCUAUUAAGAAUUUAGAGUAAGAUAUAUGGACGACAUUGCUUCAGCUAAUGCUUAUAGUUACUUUAGAAUUGUAACCAUGCCUAAACCUCAACUCCCAUAUUACAGCGCGGACGGAAACAUCAGCUAAUCGAGAAAUACUAAGUGUCAAUCAAUUCUAAAUUUGGAGUGUUUUCUUGCUUUUUGUUGUUUUACUAAUUUAACAUUUGGCAUGAAAUUAGAAUUUCAAAUGAGGCAAUGGCAUGGUCGGGUGCUUGCAUAUACCUCGCGUCGCUUUGUUCCUCAUAGUUGGAUGCGACGCUUCGAUGGGAAUUUCUAUCUGACCAUUAUUCACUAAUAAUUAUCGAUAAAAUGAGAUAAGUUGUAAACUGACUUUGUCGUUGAAAGCAUAUUUAUUGUUGGCACACUAAUUUACGACUGAUCAGGGUUUUUUAUAUGUAUGUUGAAUUUUACAGCAGUUGGAUGUUGCCAUUUGGUUCUAUAUUAAGCCAGAAAAUAAAGAAUUGGGAAGUUAGGAACGGGCGCGUUUUAAUUCUAUACGAGUCCGAAAAUUCAGCACCUUGUACUUUCUGACAACUCAAUUAAAAGUGGUUGAAACCAUUGCAAAACAUUGAUAUUACACAUAAAAAAUUAGUUAUUCGUUUUAACCAUCAUCCAUCAUCAUAUAUGACAGAAAGUAAGUGAAUACCGCUGUUGUUUGCGAAUGACUGAUAUGCUAUCUAUUUUGGGCCCAGUUAAGGCCCGUAAUUUUGCUGCAACUUGCAAUGCAAUUGCGGAUAGAGAGCCAUGUUACAUAGAAAUGUGAACAUGGCCCGCAUUCUACUCGGACGACACUUGUCUUUGCAUAGGCAUACCUGUAGCUCAGUCGUCAGGGACGUACGUAGCGACCAGGGGAGUGUAACCCCCCCCCCCCCCCCCCCCCCAACUGUAAAACUCAGGUAAAAAUCAGGUAAAAUUCAAGUAUAAGGUAAAAUUCAAGUUUAAAUUUUGAUAUAUUUAAGUUAAAUUUGCGUAAUAUUGCGUAAUAAAGUCGUUAUUUUUGUGAAAUGAUAACCAUUUUUGUAAAAUACAGUCAAUUUAGAUCCAAUUCGUUUGCGAAUUUGCUUUAGAAAACGCCAGAAAUGCAGUUCUGCAGCUUCAAAAGCGUAAACAUUUUCUGUGGGAGGGCCCCCAGACCCCCUUUUUCUUCUGAAACUUAGUAUGACAGUGGAAAUUAAUCAGAAAAAUUUAUAUUAUAAUUAAAACGCUUCAGGUAAAUUUUUAACAUUGAAGAUCAAAUUUCAGGUAAAAUCCUCCGACCCCGUCCCCUCUCCCCAACUUCAGAUGCAUCGCUACGUCCCUGAGUCGGUCGUAAGGGAUGAAAAAUGGAACAAAAUAGAUGGUGGAGUAAACUUACUGUCGACCAUGCUCACAAUUCCCUUGCUACUAUACCUUUUAGGCAACAUGGCUCAACAUCAGAAAUUGCAGUUGCAAGUUGCAUCAAAAAUUGCCUCGUGUAACAUGGCCUUUGUAAUCGCCGUAUAAGCUGCUUCAACUGGCCCCAUGCAGUAUGACGAAUGAUUCGCUAUUUAAAAAUAUUAAUAUAGACCUUUGAUUGGUUCCUCAUAGGUAAUCCUUUCCCAAUACCUCGGUAUAAGAUGCAUGUCAUGUUCGUUUGAUUCCUCGUCAAAUCGCAAGCUAUGAUGGGUGAAGAGCAUUCAUCCGACUCCUCCCAUUUCAAAUAUACAGCAUACUAAUUACUGAAUGUCUUUCAUUAUUAUUUGUAUCCGAUACUGCAAGAGUUGCAUCUCUACUUAUCCACGCAAUUAUUAAUUCCGACAGCAGUGUACAAUAGUCUGAUUAUAAUUUUUCCUUUUGUCGGCUCAACUGACGAACACUGGGUUCAGGUUUCCUUAAAAAGGCCAUUUUAAUAAGUGGUAGCUGUUACUGAACUGCCUCUGAAAGAAUAUUUUAGAUAGAACUGACAAAGGUUUCUAUAGAGUAUGUGAAUAAAUUAAUUUCCUGGACAGUAAAUAAUCUGCAUAAUAAUUAUUAGCUACACAUGCAUGUAUAAUUCUCUGCUAGUGCUUUACGUGUUUCAACUCCAGUAUAGCCGCUAUAGGUCAGUAAAGGCGGUUUUCCACAAGCGAAUUUGUUCGCGCGAAGCGACCUUUUCUUUUGUCGGCAUCAUUUGCCACGUCUUGCUGACGUAAUAAGCGAUACUGACAAAGGAAAAAGGUUGCUUCGCGCGAAAAAAUUCGCUAGUGGAAAACCGGCUUUACUCAGUUAGAACAAUUUAUGUGCAUAGAAUUGGAAAUGCCCACAUCCACCAGCGGCAAAUGUUGCCUGCUGCAUUCAGACAGCAAAGACAAUGCAAUGAAUGUAUAAGCACACCAUAUGAACACCGUGCUAAUGUGAAAGUCGAACGAACUAAAACUAUAAAUCGAGAACGAACUAAAACAGUAAAAGUCUAAAACUCAUAUAAAUCACUUUGUAUGAUUGCUUGCUGCAUUGAAACAACAAUAUAAGGGCAUGAGUGAUCACUGAUCAGAACACCAGUUGAAGCAAAGUCGGGAUCAGUAUCGAGAAUGAACUAAAACUGACACUGACUGAAGUUAAAUCAGUUUAAGUGCAGGUCAAAUUGUGUGAAUUCUAUAUAUAGUUAUAUGUUUGAUCAGUUAAAAUAUUCACCGAAACUAAUGACCAUGACCAUGGGCAUGGGACUGAACUGAGAUUAAGGAUUAAAGCCGCGUGAAAGCCGAACGUAGGCGAUUUUAAUUUAAUGACUGUGCAAAACUACAAAUCAUCCCAAUUUUGUUCACUGAAACAUGAAAUGUUAUGCUCGUUCACAACCAUUGUCUUGACAACACGUUAAACAGUGUUCGGAUAUAUUAAUAAUAAUUGAAUUUUAUUGUUUACGUGCAUACAACGCAUAAAACAUUUUUACAAUUAAUGCAUUUUAUAGCUACAUUAAAACAAGUUAUUAACAUGAUAUUUAUAACAUCCAGCCGCUGAUGUAGUUUAUCUAUUAUGGUAUUAUUCACAUGCAAUAUUCAACAUGCAUGCAAGUAACAACAAUCCAUGCAAGAUGGCAGACAAGUUUAGUAUUGAUUUAUGAUAUUUGAGUCAAAAUUUGUACUACAAGUAAAAAUGUUUUCUACCUGAUUUUAAAAAGUUCUUUCAAUUAAGGCCUAUUUUUUAUUGCAUGCCAUAUAUCUUUUAAAAUGUAUAUCGUGUAACACACGCAAAUGGAAAUUUGCGCGCGGGGAACGGGAGAGACUCAUCAAUUGGCAGAAGACUGCAGAGGACAAGUCAGGAUCUUGGAGUAAUCAUGUUACAAUAGCCUAGUAACGAUAUUUUUCUUGAGCAAAUGGACUAUGUCGGUCUUUUAAAAGGACAAAAUAAUUUUCAGACCGUGUAUAGAUUGAAAGACACGCAGUCUAUAUAUGAGACUUGAAAACAUGACGUUUAUAAGCGUCUACUGAAUCAAGUUAACAGAUUAACUUCAGAGAAGUACCCAUAAGAGAUUUCUGGUGUUCAACCAUUGUCAUGCAUUGACGAACGUUACAACAAUUGAACAUAUAAUAUAUGAUUACAUAUAGGUAUAACGAAAAUAACUGCAUGAAAAGACGCCCUAAAGCAUAUAUUGCUUGUAUGUAUAUAUAUAGCUCCCUCUGUCUGAACUCUUAAUUUAAUACAUACAAUUACAAUUGUCCUUCAUUCUGAAGAAGGUCAACUAGUUUCGGACACACUAAGCAAUGAUAAUCUGUACAGCGGAUUUCGAAUUUAUCUAAUAUUUUUGCUCGGAUUGUGGAUUUUGCUUGCAAUUUAGUUCGGAUCCUAGAUUGUGACUUCAUAGUAGAGCUUUUAGCGGAUCCAAAUUUAGACAAGACCAUUGUCGGACGGCGAAUUUUGCUUCAAAUUUGGGCGGAUAGGCGGAUUUGUAUACCCCUAUUCACCCCGUAAGUUGCCUGCGUUGGUAUACGAGACGUAAUAAACACAAAACAUACUUGACACGGGCCAGUUGCUUCGCUCGAUAUUCAAGCAAUGUUAUACUGUAUGUAGUUCCUUAUUGAAAUUCGCUUGUAUACUGUAAGUUCUUCAGAAACAUUUGUCCAUGCCUACAUGCAUGCUAGUGUGUUUCUAGCUUUAUCUUAUACAGUUAAUCGACAAAAUACAGUUUGAACGCACCCAAAUUAUUCACAUAAAUUUACCAGUAAUUAUUUCAGACAUGACUAGUUGACGUAAGGAACAAGUGAUUUUAAAAUAUUCAUUACGUUUCUUUAAGAUGAACUCAGUGAAGCGGCAACAAGAAGUGGACAAACCUCGUCAAACCACAGCAUUUUAGUACCAUCUUCAUACAUGGCUACUAAAGGGAAGGACGAAGCAAUGUAUCCCGUUAUAAAUAAUGUGCGAACUUUGCAAGUACCAAGGCAUGGUAUAAAACAACAAGGAGACCUGAUGUCUACAGUGGUUUAUAGCAUGCCAUCAGAGCGAUCUGGACAAAUAAAGAACUCUCCAGCUCAACCUGCUUACAACGGCCAAACGUCGUCUCUGAGAAACACACAAAUAGUUCCUCAGAGACCGCAGGAUCUCUUAGAUAACAUAUCAAUGGACGUGGCACAAGCAAAUGUCAAGAGUAGCGCGCAGUAUCGUAAAUCGUACGCGUUUAAAAUCUGGCGAGACAAAGGAAGUUUUCCAUAUCGGCUUGCUGAACAACCGGUCGUCAAAGAGGUAGUCCAACGAAAGAAAUCUAAGAAAUGCUUGAACGCAAUACGAGCCCAGAAAGAUCGAGAAAAAGAAGACGCGUGGAAAGAAUUUAAGAGUUGUAGAGAUACAAAUAACGAAAUGAAACACAGAAGAAUUUCUAAGUUUCCACACAAUAUUCGAGUAGAAGGAACUUCAAUGAAACAUCACGAUGAAGGGCAGUUGGACACAAUAUUAUCAGAUUCCCAAGAUAACAAUCCUAAAUCAAGUCAUACGAGGCACCAGAACAGCAUUCCUGACUACUUUAAAAAUAAGAAAGAAUCUGCCCAGAAAUCCCAACGCUUAGCUUCGCCGACGAAAUCUAUCCCGGCCUCCGUGAUUCAUGUACACACAACGAAAGCUUGUCAAGUUUCUAAACUAACCACUCAAGCUGAACAGAGUAUGAUCACGUCUGAUAAUGGCCAUGGUGUUUACAAUGUUUUGAAGUCAACAGCGCAAACAACAGUUCUGUUGGAAUCAAGCCCAACUUCUAAAGGGAACUUAGUGCUAGGUAACAAGGAUAACGGUAUUUUCCAACGGUCUGAUACACAAGCUUCCUCCAACGGAAAGUGCAAUAUACAUGUUCAAGGUCAGGAACAUGUACAAUUGAAUCCCAAUGCAGUGAACGACAGACAGAAAAUAACAGAGACAAUUUCUGGAAGUGUUGCAGACAGUUCAUGCCACAUAAAAGGAAGAAAUUAUGUACCUGAUAUUCAGGGUAAACAACAGGAAGAUCGUUCUGGUAAACCACACACUUCAAGAAGCUUGUCCACUACUUCAUACAUAUUAGCUGAUAACUCAGUGAAAAGGCGUGAAGAUAUUGAGAUAUUAUCGACGGAACGCAAUGUUAUCAGUGAUCAGUCACUCAGCCCAAGUCAAAUGCAAGAGGCCAACUCUGAAAUAGACAACUCGAAUUUAGCCUCAAUUAUAAAGAACUCCUUAGCAAAGAAAUAUAGCAAAGAGAAUGUGAAACCUGACUUAGGCUUUGCAGCUGUUGAACGAGGCAGGAAACGAGUAAGAAAUGAAGUACCGAGCAGUGAAGAGGGAGAACGCCAGCGGAGAAGAACAAAACAACAAAAGGCAACGAUGUUUACACGUCUCGAUGAAGCUGUUGCUACAAAUCUUGCUGAUGGGAUACAUAAUGUCAACUCAGAGUAUUUUCCAAUAGAAGCUCUGGCUAAUAAAGCAGCAAAAGAAACGAGCACGGGUGCUUCUGACGGUAUGGAGAGAAAAAUGCCCAAAACAUCCAUAAAACACAAGGUUGAUGAGAUUGAACGUGCACGGUAAGAUUUUUUACUUAUAGUCUUGUUUGAAAAUAUUUCUUGUUAUAAAUAUUGAUUAUUGUUUAACUCUUUCUAGUAACGUUAAAAAUGUUUUUGUGACAAAAGACCUCUAUACUCUUUGACGUUAGCUUUAUUUUUUCUCAGUGGGGGAUCCAGUGUUGCGGUGGCUUUUCAUGUUUGAAUCACCUGAAAAAGAUUUUUAAUCAUUACUUACGCUAUAUACUUACCCUAGCUUCAACAAAGGUUUUUGGUCGAAACGUGUUCUUAAUCUUUAAUUUCAGGUAUAGUUCAUACACGGCAACACUAGCUACAGUACAGCUUAUUAUAAAAGAUAUGCUACGUCACCAAUACGGCACUAGAAUAGCCUGCACCACACUUAACUGACAUUUAAUUGGUUUGGGAAGUUUUUAUAAUAACGGAAAUAUAUAUAUAAUAUAGGAUGAAUUACAAAGCCGUUUAGAACUUACAAUUAUAAACCGCACGUUUGCUAGAAGUCUAAUUUAAAAUGAUUUAUGGAAUUACAAUAUGGUUCUAGAAAGUUGUUUCUAGAGAAGCAGAGUUCAAUAUGGGAGAAAAACUAUUCCUAAACAUAGAAGAUUUUAUAACGUAAGGGCGCGUAAUUUCAUAAUUUCAAUAUACAAUAAUAUUUUGG